AGUCGGCAAGAAUAAACACCGGAAUAUUCAGGUGCUCAUAUUCCUACCUUGUGAGAUUACAACACGUAGUCAUCCAUCAUUCUCUUCCUCUCUCCUCCAAAAUCCCAUCAUUUGCAAUUUGCAAUUUGCAUUAUUACAAAUUUCCAAUCCCUUUGUUGCUGAGUUCAUCGGAUUGUUGUUGAUUCAUUAGUUAAUGGACUCCAUGUUCGGCGACUGGCCUUCACGCGACCCUCACAACUUCAGCCAACUCCGCCCUUCUGAUCCUGCAAACCCCUCUAGAUUGACGCCUGCCACCUACCAUCCUACUCACAGUCGUACUCUACCACCACCUGAUCAAGUUAUCUGUACAGAGAGCAAAAAUAUUCUAAUCAGACACUUCUACAAGCACGCAGACGAGAAGCUAAGACCCAAGAGAGCUGCUUCAGAAAACCUUGCACCUGAGAAUGGAGCCAAGCAUCCGAGAUCAUCUUCCUCAGCAACUCUUCCACCAUGAACUAUUGCUUGUUCAAGCAUUUUGAUCUUGUUAAUAAAGUUUCCAUCACCAAAAAAAAAAAAAAAACUAAAUCUUGUUAAUAAAGUCGGGUGUUGUACAUAUUUUUAAAAAGGAAAGAUAAUGUAGAUGCGAUAGUUAUAUUUCAGAUUGUUUUGAUUUGUCGGUUAUUAAUAGAGUUUAGGCCCUUGCUAGGGUAUGGGUGUUCCCCAAGUGUAGGGUGAUAAGGAAUCAAUCCUCUCAUUUCAUGAUCGUGGAAGACGAGCUAUGAAAUUCCUGUGUUCUUCUACUUUCGUUGACCGUCACAAAGGAGUGAAAUGGGUGAUGCUCGUGGCUUGUACAUUCAGUGUGCAUAACCGAAUCAAGGUAACUGAUCUAUCAAUGUUGUUUACGUGCUCUUUUAUUGUGCACGUUGUAUGAUUUUUAGUACUCUGAUGCAUUAGCUCUUUCAGAAGUUUGUAUUAUUAGCUGAUUGCAGAAUUCAGGUUACAGAAUUAUGUACAAAUUGUUUUUUUUUUUCCAAAUUCAACAACAUUUGCUCAGAAUAA
This is a messenger RNA of Spinacia oleracea (spinach), 1038 nucleotides long. Its product is annotated as DET1- and DDB1-associated protein 1. Bases 194 to 493 code for a protein of 99 amino acids. Gene Ontology annotation, biological process: positive regulation of proteasomal ubiquitin-dependent protein catabolic process. Lineage: Eukaryota; Viridiplantae; Streptophyta; Magnoliopsida; Caryophyllales; Amaranthaceae. The record is from RefSeq and is a predicted model, not a curated record. The transcript is spliced from 4 exons. Gene Ontology annotation, cellular component: Cul4-RING E3 ubiquitin ligase complex.